Molecule: messenger RNA, 2016 nt
Organism: Diplodia corticola
Lineage: Eukaryota; Fungi; Ascomycota; Dothideomycetes; Botryosphaeriales; Botryosphaeriaceae
Exons: 1
Coding region: 1-2016 (671 amino acids)
Source: RefSeq, a predicted model, not a curated record
AUGUGCGUAGUCGAACAGCGCACUUACCUCCAGCCCGACGGCAGGAAGGAAACGUUCGAUCACGUCAAGAGCCGUUGUCAGCUCGCCGGCUCCGGAAGGACUUGUCGCCAGGUCACCUAUGAGGAACGAACCAUGCAGGGAGCCGGCCAUUCUCGUCACUCCCCUCACAUCCGCUACGCCGACGAGUCUCCCUCCCCUGCCACCGAAAGCUUUCCAUCCACACCAGUCAACGGCGCUACCUUCGUCGAGGUCACACCAACCUCAGCGGGCUUCGCCCCGCACCCUUCACCCAAACAUCGCAAGACUGGCUCUCUUGGUCAAAUUGUCUUCAACAUCGGCCCAAAGAAGGAGAAGGAGAGGGAGAAGGAGAAGCAGUCGAGAGAGAAGUCAAAGACCACGACCACGACCAAGCGUUAUCACGGCAGCUCCGCCGUAUCCGCAGCAACAUCCUCGUCCAGCAUCAGGAGCUACUCGCCCGCCCCGUCGUCGCCUCUGUCGGCUACCCAGGAGCAGAAUCUAAGCCCAGCGUAUCAGUAUUCGCAUCGUAGAAGCCACAGUGCAACGAUUCCCUCAAAGCCAUCCCUGGCCUAUGCGACCACCGCGAGGGCAACACGGCACCCGGACUCACGGGGAAGAGAAGAGGUCCACUUACUCAGCCCUCACACAUAUGCUGACCUCCCACUCGCAAGCCCCCUGAUCCAGGCUGACACCCCAAUGGGACCACCUGGGCCGCCACGCCCUUCGACGCCCCCGGCCUCUGCUGACCCACCUUCCCCUGAAGAACCCAGCCGCAGGCGGCCUCGUAGGCCACCACCAAUCGUCACGCAGCCUUCUAUCAGUUCUGGUCACAAGUCUACUACUGCCGCCUCGUAUUCGUCAAACAGCAGGCCUCAAGAUAGCAACCGGGACGCUACCCAAACUGCGAGCGACCGCGAGUUUGCUGAAAGACUAUCCGCUUCGCUUAACAAUCUCCGCGUUGAUAGUGGGCACACUCAACACGGAGAGACCGAAGACGAACGGCAAGCUCGCAUCGAGCGGGAGCGUGCUACGGGGCGUGAACAGUUACGCCGGGAGCGACAAGCGGACGAAUACUGGGCUCAAUACCACAGAAACCGAGAGGAACGCCGCGAAGAGAGCCGCAGAAUGAACGAGCAAAACCGCAACGCAGACGACUGGGAAGCCCGCUUGGAAGAAGGUCGUCGCCGCGUGGAGCAAGACCACGCCAACCGCCAACCAGAACCCCAUGACCCUUCAGUCGACGCUGUUGCUCCAGCUGACAGUUCCAGCGAUGAGGAUUGGGAAACACAGCUCGAAGAGGGGCGUCGUCGCCUGGCCGAAUUGCGGCGCACUGGAGAGGCGACUACCAGCAACACUCAUGCCACAAACCGUGAGCGUCGGCCUCAGUCUUUCGUCGACAACCCGCUUCGUCGCCACAACACCACGGGUGGUCACGGUCACGGCCAACGCUACCGCACUGGCGUCUCUUUUGACUCUUCAUCUACCUCACAUUCCAACUCAUCUGCCAACGCCACAGCAAGUUCGAUCAUCGGCGCCGAUACAUCUAUAGACCGGGAGGCAUCAGAGCGUGAACGUCUCCAUGCUUUCGAAAGACAGCAGAUGGCGCGCGAACGCGUAGAAUCUGACGCCAUGCUUGCCUCCCAGAUUGCUGACACGGAGGCCGACAUCCGUCGCGCCGAGGCUCGUCUGGCCACGCGUCGCGAGCGAGACUAUCGUGAGCGCAUGGUAGAAGGAAAUUACAGUGCCUACACAUACGAAAGACUCAAUCCAGGUGCCCCACCGGCCAGUGACUUCUACAAUCCCCGUGCCGGUAUGGGAGAGCUGAGGCACGAGAACAGACGCUUACCGGAUAUGACCUAUCAACCGACUACUGCACUCGGGGAAUCUGGAUGGGAGAGGGGCCAAAGGGUUAUCAAUGAAGCACGAGGUGCUGGACGAAGGUCCAGAAGAUCUUCUGUUUCCUACCCCCAACACCAUCGUUACCGAAGGGAUGAGUAG